This is a messenger RNA of Helobdella robusta, 5115 nucleotides long. RefSeq lists its product as hypothetical. The transcript has 11 exons. The coding region runs from base 1 to 5115 and encodes 1704 amino acids. The record is from RefSeq and is a predicted model, not a curated record. Lineage: Eukaryota; Metazoa; Annelida; Clitellata; Rhynchobdellida; Glossiphoniidae.
AUGCUGAUUGAAAUAUAUAUCAUGCUAUACCUGGCCUAUAUGAAAGGCCUAGUAAAAGCAGUUUCUGUGAAGGACAUUGACUUUGAUGUGAAAAGUUUGGGGGUCCCAGACUGCUACACUGAUUUAGAUUACUGCUUCAUGUUCGUCAAAAGGGACAGGCGGGAAUCUAUAAACAAUUAUAUUGAUGCUGACAAUUAUUGCAAAAAGAAAUUUGGACCAAGCUUUCUUUUAGAGAUGUACGAUGAUAAAAUGAACGAGAGGAUGAAGAAGAUAAUAGAGAAUAAAAAAAAGUACAAGCAAUCAAUCUUUCCUCUCAAUAUGGAAUUUCAUUCAAGUCCAUUUUUAUAUUACCAAUUGGAUACUUUUAAACAACCAGAACGCAUUAUUCAUGAUAAAUACGCAAGUCUCUUCAAUGAAACGUACGCCUACAUAGCCAUAAAAUUCAAUGACAAAGGUUGGGAGAUGGUGUCUGAGGACCACACGGAACAACACAGGAUCCUCUGCAGGCUGCCCAAAACUGCGGCAGAUUGUUCAAAACCUCUUGACGUUAAAAGAAAAAAGAGAGCGCUUUCAGUUAUUAAAAUAUCCAAUGUCGAAAACCAAUUGAAAAAACAACUUAGCUAUAAGAAAAUAAAAUUAUUGAAAAACGUGAUAAAAUUGUUUAAUAAGAAACACAAUGUCUUGAGCGUUAUGGCUCAUUCUCUAGCCCGUAAACCUCAUGUGCUUGAAAAAGUAAGCAGUGAAGAGUGGAAGAGGUAUGGCGUGGAUUACGUAAAGUUGAAGAGUAGUCUGCAUGGUUCUGAUCCCAAUUAUAUUCUGAUAGAUGCUUUUUGGUUCAAAUAUUCAAAUUUGGAUGCAGAAUUAUUAGAAAAAAUUUUAAAAAGUGAAUCCAACAAUAAGACAGCUACAAAGGAAGAUAAAUUAAAAAAGGUCGGAAUAAAUGACACAUUGAUCCCAAUGUAUUCUGAAGCUUUGAGAGAAAUCGCUUACUUGACUAAAAAAGUUCCAUUCCUCAAAAGACUCAUUGCUAAAAGAGGACUUCUAGACCCAUAUAUGAGAUCUAUUUUAAAUAAAAAUGCAGUAAGCAUGCGACGAAAUAAUGUUGACAUUUCAAAAGUUUGCAUGGUAAUUGAAUAUUUGGGGAUUGAAAUAGCACCAGAAUUACGAGAAACAUUGGAUAUAUCUGAGGAACUUUAUACCUCAAUAAAAAAUUAUUACGAAGAUGUAAAGUUUAUGUUUAGACAAAAACAUUUAUUAGAUGACCAAAUAAAGAAGGUGUGUGAAGUUGUUAAGUUAAUAUUUCACCCUUUCCUUACAUUAAAUUGGACCUCAGUUUUAAAAGGGCCUUUUUGGGCUGACAUUAUAAAUAAGCUAGACAAUGAUGGUUGGAGAGGACUUUUGAAAAUGAUUUACGACAAUAAAGAUAAGGCAUUAGAAUUAAGUAUGGAACCUGCGCUACUUGACAGGUAUGGCUUAGAUUCAAAUGAAACCGAAAAUAUAAAAAAUGUCUACCAAAUCUUAGUUGACGGGGUAAAAAGUUAUAAGUUUAACAUAAACACGAUAAUAGCUUUAAUUAAAAAACUGCAAACGUUUGAUUGGAGUAGGCUGAUAAACAACACUAAGACAAAAAACUCAUACAGAUCGUUAAACAUGAAAAAAUUAGGAACUGUUAUUUUGUCAGAACAAGAAAAUAUUUUGAAAGCUACACCCGAGGACCUUUAUAGAUAUGAUAUAGAUCCAGAUAAUUAUGAACGUUAUAAAACUGCCAUAAGUAGUAUAAAAGAAGAGCUGACACACAUGGUUAUGAAUUUUUCAGCUGUUGUUAGUACCAUAGCUAGAGGGUUUGUGAAAAAAACAUGUAAAGGGGUAACGAGCCGCAAACUAAACAUCAACCUGGAAAUUUUAAACAACAAUAAAAAUAUAACGAGCUUUUUAAAUUUUAUGAAAUUCAACGAAGAUCCGUCCAAAAUAUCAGAGGAUGAGUUAGCAAAAAUAAAAAUGAACAAAGACCUCUGGAAUCAAGUUUCAUAUCGAAUCAUCGAGGAAGGAGAUUACGUGAAAGGCGACAUAGAACAGGAUAAGGUAGUAUAUCGUGACAACGUAGGUAGCGAUUGCAUGGUUCUAUAUUACGGGGUCACCUCGUGGUACGAAGCUCAGUCAUUCUGCGUUAAAAAAGGCGGACGUAUGAUGGCUUUCAAGGAUGACCAAGAAUUCGCUCUUCUGGACAAGCCUGAGUUGAGAAAUGUUCCAGAUUUGUCUUCCAUGUGGACUGGAGCUACAAAAAAUUUUUGGACCUGGAAAAAAAAUGGCACGUCAGUCGUCUGGAGUACCUUCUCGUCCUUCACGGCCCCCUUCAACAGCAACUAUGUCUACUUCCAGACAGGCAAUCCGUACGCCGAGAGUUGGUUCCUGUCCAACAGGUGGGAGCCGGCUGCCGGACAACAGGCCGUGAUGUGCAUUCUUCCCGUGAUAACUGCGUCAAUCCUAUCAACUCUCAUAUUCUUGCUCGUUGCUGUCAUCGGCGUGUUGUACUACAAACUCAUCUACAAAAAGAAGUACCUUCAAAAUGCCGCUGCACCUGGCCAGCCUACAAAUCCGAAGAGAAUGUCAAAAGUCGUUUCUGCAACCACAACCGACAAACAUUACCUGACAAGUGUAGGAGCCCAAAGCCCCAUAUGUAGCUAUCACAAGGAACACUGCUUCUACGUGGCCCAGAAAAGCGAGAUGGUAUCCAUGGCUAGCAUCGGCAAGGCGGAUGAUAUUUGCAAUGAAAAACAAACUGGAGGCUAUCUACUGGAGCCUUACACAAAAAGCGUACAGGCAGGGGCAAAUAAAUUCGCCGAAAAGCAUGCUCCCAAACAAAAUAUUUUUCCUAUAAAUGCCCAAUUCACAAAGAGGAGAAAGUUUAUGAACAUUAAAGCAAAUGAUAAUCCAACUGACAAACCGACCUCUCUUUCGUUGGCGGAGGAAGCGCAAGUGUAUAAUUACGUCUAUGGAGAACUCGGUGAUGACAACAAAUCAUGGGUCUUCCACUCGGCAGAUCACGAGCAAUACCAUUCUAUCAUCUGCCUUUUCAAGAUUAACAAUAAAGAAUGCACCAAACCAUUGAAAGCGGCGAAAAUGGUUUUGGAUACUUCAUAUUUAAAAAAAUAUCAGACAGGACAUCCAAAAGAAACUGCAAAAAGAGUAAAACUCAAUAGAACUAAUUUUUCUCCGAAGGUAAACGAAACGAAAAUUGAAGGGACAAUAAUAGACAAUAAAUUAGAAAUAAGUAACGAAAAUUGGAUUGAAUUUUUAGACUACAUGGGAAUGAUGACAGUUAUCAAUGUAACAGCAUUCAACAACAAUUCCACGUUAAAAAACAUGCUGAAGGAACUGCUGGCCUUCUCGAACAAAACCUACGAAUUCACGGAAGAACACUUGCGAGAAGUAUCGUCGAAUGUGACUGCUUUUAAGAAAUUAGAUAAACUUUUGGAUUUUUUGAAACCAAGAUAUAGAUUGAAACCACCUUACAGAGAUAAUUUAGUUUUUAAAGCAGGUUUUUUUGACGGAAGCCUUUUUAAAAUGGCAAAAGAAAAAUUUUUAAGCUGGUUGAAAGGAUUUGAUUUUAAGAAAAUUUGUAUCUAUUUAGAUAUGCUGAACGACCCAACAAAGUUUACCUGUCAGGAGGCAAACGAGUCAGGAGUGCCAGUAGGCCCUUUCCGGUUUUACAAAACUUACCUGUGGCCGCCAAUGAACGCAUUAUUGGGCUAUAAUAAUAUUCGCAACCUAAUAGUGACAACGUGUUAUAAAAUAUUGGACCUUUUAGCCCCAUUGCUAAAAAUUAAUUGGGGCAAACUUUUUAACAACAAAAAUUUAGAAAGUUUAAAAGGAUUAGAUUUUCAGUUCAUUGGAGAAUUUAUACUAGAAAGUAAAGAUCACUUGCUGAUGUUUACUGAAGAUGCCUUAAAACAAUUUGGCGUGCCGGAAGAAAAAAUUGAAAAAUACAAGAAUGGGUUUACAAAAUUGACAGAAGCGAUUAAGGAACAAGAUUUGAAUUUAAACAAUCUGAUAGCUAAAAUAAAGAAUGGAAAAAUAUUUAACUGGAGAUCGCUCUACGAUCCAGGAAAAUCCUUUUUGGAAAAUGUAAAAAAUUUCGAUUUCAAAAAAAUUGGUCAAAUUUAUUCGAGUUUGAAAGAUAAACUGGACAGUAUUAAUGUGGACACCUUAGAGAAAUAUGGCUUGGAAAUAAUUUCUAAGCAGGUGAAGGAUGUCAAACACGUCUUUGAAGGCUUCGAAAAUACGAUAAAAAGUUAUGAUGUUAAAAUUAAUGAAAUGAUCGGUAAAACAUACGGUAACUUUACUGAUAAAUUUAAAUACAUUAAAGAAUUAAAAAAUCUAGGUUUGAAUAUUAAAAACGAACUUUUAAAUAAAAUUGGCGACCUUAAUGUAACAGCUCUGAAGGAGAAUCCGUUCACAAUAGCCGACGAGGAGUUAGUGAAGGUUGACAUCGAUAGGUCUGACUGGAACGAUUUGGUUCAGCGCGUCGGGGAUAAUAGAAAUCCCUACGAACCUGUAGAUCCGUAUAAGAUUGAUUACAGGAAAACCAUUGACGAUCAGUGCUUAGUUAUUUAUCACGGAUCAACGUCCUGGUACGAAGGGCAAAACAUCUGCGCUGAGAACGAUGGAAACCUCUUAGUGUUUGAUGACAAGGUCCCACUAAGUGUCAUGGAUGACAAAAAAAUUUUUGAGCUGAAAGAUUUUUCCUCUUACUGGAUUGGAGUAACUAAGAAUAUUUGGACGUGGAAUGGAAAAAAAACACCUCUCAUUUGGAGUUCCUUUUCAGCCUUUUCAGCGUUUGGAGAUCACAAUCUGGCAUUUUUCCAAACGGGGAAGGAGGCAAACAGUUGGUACAUUGCCAGGAGGUGGGACCCGGAAGCUGGAAAAAACUGUGUUAUAUGCAUGACCAAUACUCUUAUUUUUAUUUUGGUUCCAACUGCAGCUAUGAUCCUUAUUGCAGUUAUAAUAGGUUUCGUCGCAUUUAAACUCGUUCUUCGGCGGAAGCAGAGAGAGCGUCAAGCGGAAAAAAGUCUACAAGAAACUGUGAAUGAUUUGCCAAUAGGCGACGAAAACUAA